This is a messenger RNA of Mytilinidion resinicola, 870 nucleotides long. RefSeq lists its product as uncharacterized. The transcript has a single exon. The record is from RefSeq and is a predicted model, not a curated record. The coding region runs from base 1 to 870 and encodes 289 amino acids. NCBI's taxonomy places the organism in Eukaryota, Fungi, Ascomycota, Dothideomycetes, Mytilinidiales, Mytilinidiaceae.
AUGCCCCUGUGGCGCCUCAUCAGCCUGCGAGUCGUCGAAAUCCUAUCCACCAUCGUCCUCCUCCUCUUCCUCUUCUACAAUCUCGCCAAACCCCUCUACCGCCGCCGCUCCUUCACCCUCGACGGCAAGUUCGUCGUCGGCGGGCUAAUAGCCUUAGUGAGUGACGGCUUCCUCAACGGCCAGCAGUACAUCUUCGCCUGGAACUCGUACGCCGCCAACGCGGGUUCCUGGGCGCGCUUCACGUCUUUCCACCGCCCGGGCGCGCCGACGCGCUACACCGAGAGCCUGCUGUGGGGCCCGCCCAUGUACGUGUACUUCUGCGCCGGCGUCGCCAUCGUCGGGUGCAAGCUGCACGCCGCGUUGCGCGCGCUAUUCGGGCCGUCGCUCAACAACGAGGCGAUCUUCGCGCUCGUGUGGGUGGAUGCGUUUGUGUCUGAUUUUGUGGUUGAGAAUGCGAUUAUCAGCACGACGCACGCGUAUGCGUUUGCCAAGACGUAUGGUCCGUUGACGCUGUGGGCGGGAAGGGUAAGUCAGUUCCCCGUGUAUGAGAGCGUGUUUGUGGCGACGCUGGGGACGUUGUUUACGUGGAUGCGUGUGCAGGCGGGCGGGUGUGGGGAGGGGUUGAGUCCGGUGGAAAGGGGGUAUCAGCGGUGGAGGGCGGGGGUGGGGUUUAGGGGGAGGCGGUAUGGGGAGAGUUGGUUGCCGGGCAUGGUGAGGGGGUUUGCGGUGAUUGGGUUUUGUAGUGCGGCGUGUGUGCUUUGUUAUCAUUUGCCGCUAAAUUGGUUAGGGGUUUCGGGGGAUUGUGAGGCAGAUUUGCCGGAUUAUUUGAUGCCGGGGGAGUGGCAGGGAAGGGAGAGGGGGAAGUUGUGA